AUGAGAUGGAGAGCUUUAAGGGACUCCAGGACUGGAAAAAACAAAACUCUGGAAGGGCUGUCAGAAAUGCAGGAAGGAGUCUUAAGGCCAGUGACAGAUCUCUACAAGGAGACUGGCCCUGGGAAGAUGAACCCUAAAUGCAAUGAUUUGGGGUCAGAUAAUAGUUUACCCUCAAAGGUUUUACAGGAGCAAGUCUCUCUAGUAGGUGUUCUCCAUAAAAGUGAAGCACACAGACUAGUUAAAGACCCCAGGAAUCAAACUGGGAAGAACCAUUAUGAAUAUAGUGAGUGCAGGAACACCAAGAAUUGGGAUCUUGCACGUGACUAUGUUCAUGCAAAAGCGAAGCCCUAUGAGUGCAUACAGUGUAGGAAAACCUUCAGCUGUACAUCAGACCUCAUGCAGCACCAGCAGAUUCACACUGGAGAACAGCCUUUUGAGUGUAAAGAGUGUGGGAAAACCUUUUGCAACAGUUCUGCUCUCAGGCAUCACAUGAAGAAUCACACUGAAGAGAAGCCCUAUGAGUGCAGCAAAUGUGGAAAGGCCUUCAUCCAUCAGUCUAAUUUAAUUAAGCAUCAGAAAACUCACACUGGAGAAAAACCCUUUGUAUGCAAAGACUGUGGGAAAGCAUUUUGCUACAGAUUUAAUUUGGGUCAACACAUGCAGAUUCACACUGGAGUGAAGCCCUAUGAGUGCAGUGAAUGUGGGAAAGCUUUUUGCCGAAGUCACACCUCACAGAGCACCAGCGACUUCACACAGGAGAGAAGCCCUAUGAAUGCACUAAAUGUGGCAAAUCUUUUUCCUUCCACUCUGGUUUUGACCAGCAUAGUUGGAUUCAUACUGGUGAGAAACCUUUUAAGUGCAAAGAAUGUGGGAAAACCUUUUGCUCCAAAUAUAAUUUGCAUCAACAUAUGA
Molecule: messenger RNA, 912 nt
Organism: Pipistrellus nathusii (Nathusius's pipistrelle)
Lineage: Eukaryota; Metazoa; Chordata; Mammalia; Chiroptera; Vespertilionidae
Source: the annotation of a GenBank genome assembly